Molecule: messenger RNA, 1798 nt
Organism: Patella vulgata (common limpet)
Lineage: Eukaryota; Metazoa; Mollusca; Gastropoda; Patellidae
Product: ras-like GTP-binding protein Rho1
Exons: 2
Coding region: 16-603 (195 amino acids)
Biological process (GO): small GTPase-mediated signal transduction; cell migration
Molecular function (GO): GTPase activity; GTP binding
Source: RefSeq, a predicted model, not a curated record
UUUUGAAGUAUUAAAAUGGCGAGUGACACCAGAAAGAAGUUAGUUAUAGUGGGUGAUGGCGAAUGUGGUAAAACAUGUCUAUUAAUCGUCUUCUGUAGAGAUGUGUUCCCAGAAUUUUAUAUACCAACUAUCUUUGAGAACUACGUUGCUGAUAUUGAAGUGGAGAACAGAUCGGUGCAGUUGGCAUUAUGGGAUACAUCUGGACAGGAAGCUUAUGAUCGGUUACGUCCCUUGUCUUAUCCAGAUACUGACGUCAUACUCAUGUGUUUUUCUAUUCACAAUCCAGACAGUUUGGAAAAUAUUUCAGAAAAAUGGAACCCGGAAGUUCAACAUUUCUGUCCAAACGUUCCAGUUAUUUUAGUAGGAAACAAAAAAGAUUUAAGAAAUGAUCCAGCAACCAGUAAAGAAUUAUCCGAACCAAAGUUCAAACCCGUUUCCACAAACGAGGGCCUUGCGAUGGCAGAAAAAAUUCACGCUUUUUCAUAUCUGGAAUGCUCAGCGCGAACCAAGGAAGGAGUAAGAGAAGUCUUUGAAACAGCAACCCGUGCAGCUUUACAAAAGAAAAAAUCCAAAGGACGACGAAAAUUUUGCAAAGUUUUGUAAAAAGUGAUACACAAUUUCAAUUUCUAAAAGAAAGACGUUUAGAGUUUAUCCAUGUUUUCAUGAUAAUAAUAUAAAGCUCAAUACUGGGAUAGGAGACAAGUCGACACCAAUUUGUCUGGGAUUUUUUUAAUCUAAGAAUUCCAGGUGCUAUUUUUGUUACAUAGGAGUAGAAAUGAAAGUUUGAAAUGAAAGUUUGCAAUCUACCAUAUUUUUAAUCAUGAGUGUUUCUGUGAGGAGUUUAAUUUGUGUAUUUACAAAACCAUUUUGAAUUAUUUAUUUUCUCCUCAAUAAUUCCGGUGUUAAAAGUAUUAUUUACUAGAGGUGAAUAUCGCCUCUCUAGGCCUAUAUCAUUUCACGACGCCAUUUCUGCUUGAUUAUGUAGAUAAACUGUAUUAAAUAUCGCAUAGACCGUGUUGUAUUCAGACAACGGGGGAAUUUGGACCCAUUUUCCCAUAUUUUUUGCUACCCUUAAUGACAAUAUUGUAGUAAUAUGGAGGGCAGGGAUUUGUGCUAAGGAACAUCUAUGUAAAAUAAUAUUAUGGUUUUGAUUAAUUAUUUUAGCUAUGGUAUAAGUUAAUUCUGAAACGCAAAUUAAAAUUGUUUAUGAAAUAUUGUGACAAUAACAGGACAUGGGGUCUAACGACAAAGAAUGGAGAAAUAUGAUGGCUAGAACAAUAUUGUUAUCUUUCAUAUUAUAUAUUCUCAGUUCAUAACCAAAAAUAUAGAAAGUAUAUGCUGGUUAUUUUGAUACGUUAACUGAGUUAUAGAUUAAUGAACAUGUUGGUCAUUUACAUUUUUCUUUGUUAUAAAACAUAUAUCAUAUUUGUUGACCAAAUUAGGAAAUAAUCCCUGUCUAUAUCCAGAUUGAGGUGCAUGUCCAUUCCAUAUUUGGAACUUAGCUGUUAUCAGUUUUUUUUACGUAAACACCUCAGACAAAGGAAUAGGCACCUAUAAAAGAGGUGGGGAAAUAGCAUUCGAGGGAGCUCACCCCGCCGGUCACACCAGCAAUUUAGUUAUUUGAGACUAGAAAGAAUUGUGUGAAAUGCUUCCAGUUUAUUCAAAUAAAAUAUUUAAGAAAAGAACCUGAACUUUAGUUAUAACUUCGUCACGGAAGAAAACACAGCGUGAAGAUUGAAGAUCUGAUAGUACAGCAAUAUAUGUUAUUGUACAAGCACAAGUUAAAUUAAACAUUUCC